Messenger RNA from Uranotaenia lowii, 2165 nucleotides. Its product is annotated as putative RNA-binding protein Luc7-like 1. Gene Ontology annotation, cellular component: U2-type prespliceosome; U1 snRNP. The transcript has 6 exons. Gene Ontology annotation, biological process: mRNA splice site recognition. NCBI's taxonomy places the organism in Eukaryota, Metazoa, Arthropoda, Insecta, Diptera, Culicidae. The record is from RefSeq and is a predicted model, not a curated record. Bases 299 to 1327 code for a protein of 342 amino acids. Gene Ontology annotation, molecular function: mRNA binding.
UCCAGAAGUCGCUUUUUAAGGUGUAUAUUCAGCUUUUCCUUAAUCCCAUUGUUGGAUCGAGGCAUCGACAGGUCGUCCGGUUGCAUUGUCAAGUCCAGGCAGUGGGUUUCGACACGAAAUUUAGGCAGCUGAUUUUCGAACAUCCAACUGUCAACAGCACUUUGACAGCUGGCUUCAGAAAAUUUUUCGUGCGUGUGUGGAUCGCUUCUUUGCUGACGCAGCGGAGGACAUUUUUGGCUUGGAUUUUUAUUCAUCUGGAUUAUUAUCCUCCGGAAGGAAGUUCUAAACGUGGACCAGGAUGUCGGCUCACGACCAGAUGCGGGCGAUGCUGGAUCAGCUCAUGGGAACGGCUAGAAAUGGCGAAACCAACAGAUAUUCUACCAAAUUCUACGACAGCAAAGUAUGUAAGAGUUUUUUGAUAGGCUGCUGUCCACAUGAGAUUCUUGCAUCAACGCGCAUGGAUCUGGGAGAAUGUCCGAAGGUGCACGAUCUCGCUCUGAGGGCUGACUAUGAGAACGCAUCUAAAAGCAAAGAUUAUUACUAUGAUGUCGAUGCUAUGGAACACCUUCAAGCGUUUAUAGCAGAUUGUGAUCGUCGCACCGAGGCUGCCAAGAAGCGUCUGGCCGAAACACAGGAAGAGCUUACUGCCGAGGUGGCUGCCAAAGCCAAUGCCGUCCAUGAGCUAGCCGAAGAAAUUGGUAAGAAAUUAGCUAAAGCAGAAGCAUUAGGUGAAGCCGGUCAGGUUGAGGAAAGUAUGAAGCUGAUGUCGGAAAUCGAUGAGCUACGGGCCAAGAAAUCGAAGGCGGAGCAGGAAUAUCGCAGUGCCAUUCCAGCGAGCAGCUACCAGCAGCAAAAGUUGCGCGUUUGUGAGGUUUGCUCCGCCUAUUUGGGCAUUCAUGACAACGACGUACGAUUAGCGGAUCAUUUCGGGGGUAAGCUCCAUUUAGGGUUCUUGGCUAUCCGGGAAAAGUUGGUGGAACUGGAGAAAACGGCUGGCCCAAGGCAAAAAGAACUGCGCAAAAGUGGCCGCAGAGAUCUCGACAACGAGGAUCGUGGACGGUCUCGAUUUGUCGGCAGCCGUGAACUUGAUCGACGCUCCCGUACUUUGUUCAGAGAACGUAGCAGAGAGCGCGAACGUGAUCGCCGUGGAGAUCGUGAACGCAAGCGAUCAUCGGAACGCCGUAAAUCAAGGAGCCGUUCGCGUGAACGUCGUUCUCGGAGCCGGGAUCGCCAUUCGGAGCGACGAGACCGUGAUCGGGAACGCGAUCGUUCCCGGGAUCGGGACCGUCGUCGACGAUCUCGCUCCAGAGAAAGAUCCAGACGGUAAGCCAGUCAUUAAAUUUAUCAAUCUUAACUAUUUCUACCACGAGCUGAUCGGAUUCUGAUGGAGAAGAAAAUUGGAAGGGCAGAUGUUGAGCAACGCCAACAGGAUGUACCAGAAUUCGUAAGAGUAUCUUGAUUAUUAUUUAUGUCUUACCUUCAUGUGGUAUUGCUCAAAAUAGAAUAUCCCUUUUUUUUCUUUUCUUCUAUUGUGAAAAGUGACAAAAGAUGACAGGUGUUAAAUGUGUAGUGCAAGAUAGACUUUCAUUAAACAUGGAUACUUUAAUAGAAGUAUCCAACUAGUUAACAAUACAACAUGUCAUCAGUAAAUUUUAACCGGUAGAGCUAGUUUACAACGAUUCAAGCGGCCCUGCCCUGGCGCAAUAUUUCAAAAACAGUGUAUUAUCGGAAGCUGCUGUCUCUUUGUUUCGGGAUUUCGAUUUGGACCAUUGGUAAGAGCCACUUUUGUUUCUAAUCCGUAGCUUAACUGAUAGCAAACUGUACGAUAUGAUUGAUUUCUAAAUUAAAUUUAAUUAAUCACCACAUCAUUUUCAAUAGGGAAAAAAACAAGUUUACAAAAAGACAAACUAUCUUUUUAUUUUCUUUUUUAAAAUAAAAAGAAGCAUUGAGUUGAGUGUAGAAAUACUACAUUUUCAGCUGACAUCCGUUCUUGAACUUAGAGUCUAUGCAAUUAACAACAUCCCACAAUUUAUUGAAUGUUCUUAGCGUGUAAGUUUAGAAUUUCACAGUCUACAAUUUGUCUUAAACAGGCUGGCCAUGCGGAAGCCGAUAAAUGCCCUAUUGUAAGUCUUAUCAAAUAUUUCAAUAAAGAAUAAAUCAAGCAA